Molecule: messenger RNA, 606 nt
Organism: Papaver somniferum (opium poppy)
Lineage: Eukaryota; Viridiplantae; Streptophyta; Magnoliopsida; Ranunculales; Papaveraceae
Product: zinc finger protein 1-like
Exons: 1
Coding region: 1-606 (201 amino acids)
Biological process (GO): negative regulation of abscisic acid-activated signaling pathway
Source: RefSeq, a predicted model, not a curated record
AUGUCUCUCAAAGAUUACUUCAAUGAUCCAAGUCAUCUUCCUCAAUAUCAUAUACUCAACUCCAAUAUUGUGGAUUUAGGAAAUCAAGAAACAACAAUAGAGAUAACUGGUUAUCAGCAGCCUAAAAGACUAAAGACGACUAUGGACUUCUGCUGUAACUAUUGUCACAGGAAAUAUCAUAGCGCACAAGCACUAGGAGGACAUCAAAAUGCUCAUAAACGAGAACGUACAGCUACACUAGCUGCGCUCUCAGAUUUUAGUCGUGGAAAGAACCUACAGCGCUUCUCAUCAUCAACUAUGAGCUCAAUAUCAUCUUCCUCGUCGUCACCUCUUCUUACUCAUGGUGGUGGUUUUAUCAAGAAUUCAUCAUUGGGUAUUCAAGCUCGAUCCAUGGUCCGAAAACCAGAUGCGCCUUAUUCUUUAUCAUCAUGGGCUUCUCGAUGCUCUUCUCUUCUCUAUGCGAAUGACCACUCACAGAACUAUAGAUCUGAUUCUAGUCUAGCAGCUACUCGGCCAACAGGUGUUAGUGAAUGCUCGGUUGUAAGUUCAAAUACGGAGCUGCCGGAUGAGGGAGUAUUAAAACUUGAUUUAUCUCUUAAGCUUUGA